This is a messenger RNA of Tachysurus fulvidraco (yellow catfish), 2635 nucleotides long. RefSeq names its product HMG box domain containing 4a (gene hmgxb4a). The record is from RefSeq and is a predicted model, not a curated record. The transcript is spliced from 13 exons. The coding region runs from base 172 to 2079 and encodes 635 amino acids. NCBI's taxonomy places the organism in Eukaryota, Metazoa, Chordata, Actinopteri, Siluriformes, Bagridae.
GCAUGUGUAAGGCUUGUUUUCCUGUCACACCGGAGCCGCUGUUCACUGUAGAACCUCCUCUCAGCUCUCGCUUUGUUGUGGACUCAAAACAAAGAUGGCGGCUGGCGCCGUUUAAAUCCGGCCAUCAAUGAAGACUGAUUGGUGAAACUAGUCAGUGACUGAAGUGUGAUCAUGGAAUUUGAGGAGAUAAAACGGAAAGGUGUAAUGGAGAUGUCGGGUAUAGAGGGAGAGGUAGGUCUUGUGGCUGGUCGCAGUCAGAGGGAGAAAAGGCGCUCAUACAAAGAUUUAUUGAGAGAAGAAGAAGAAAUUGCUGCACAGGUGUGCAAAACUUUUAAGGGAAACAGUGAGGAUUCAGAGUUGAUAGUGAUGGGUGGAGAUGGUCACAAAAAGAAGAAGAAGCACUCAAGUGAUGAGUUCCAUUACAGAGACCACCAUGGCUCAGGCCCCCCUCAUAAGAAGAAGCGGAAGUCUUCUGAACGCUCACCUUCACGCUCAUCUUCAAGCUCCUCUCAGCCAACCCAUUCUACAGAUACUGCUAUGGGCCUCUUGCAGGCCAUCACCUCCCCAAUGGCCACGGGCUCUGAACCUGGCCCCAGCUUUAAUAAAAAACCCUCUUACCCUCUUCAAUCCUCACAUUUGUCCUCCAAAGACCGCAAGCGUGAGGGCAGCGCUAAGAGUGGUCAAUCUUUUCCCCACUCUUUCUCUCAAGCCCGCCAUUCAAGUUCGUCAACAUUUUCUAAGAAGCAUUCCUCAUCCUCUUCUUCUUGUUCUAAGUCAUCCUUGUUCCAUGCUGGAGCAGGGAGGGGUGAGCCACUUACACUGAGAGAUGGUGAGGGCCUGAAAAUGAAACUCAUCCUCUCACCCAAGGAGAAGAACGAUGGAGGAGAGUCGAAUGAAGGAUUACCGUUCCCUACACACCCUUCUACAGGGACCAUGGGGCAUCAUUCUUCCUCUGGCAUUAAAAAAAGUGGGAUAAAGAAGGAUAAAGACAGGGACCGAAUGAUGAUGUCUAAGCCAUCAAAAAAGAAACAGCAUGGCCGAGAGCCUCUGCCCAUGGUGGGGAAAGAAGUAGAAGUGGAGGGGCAGUAUGGUGGUGGGUCUUUGGCACAGGGAGGGGAUUGUUCAUCCUCAGGAGCGGAGUUAGAGGCAGGCGAACUGAUCAUUGAUGACUCCUACACUCACCUUUCAUCUAAAAAGAAGAAAAAAAGCAAAAAAAGCAAAAAGAAAAAGGACAAAGAGAAAGACAGAGACAGGGAUAAAAGCUCAAAAGAGAAGAAGCACAACAAAGGAGGAAAUGCAGAAAAGAAAGGAUUUAAGGGUAAGGGGGACUCGUCCAGAAGCCAUUCCCAUUCCCACAGCCUAUCCAAUCACAGUACCUCAUUAGGGACAUAUGCUAUGGCUCCAGCAGUCACCUUGCAUCAUCAUCAUCAGGGUGCUGACCUGAUGAUGGUGAAGAAGAAGAAAAAGGAGGAAAAAGAGAGGGACAAGCAUGACAAAGACAAGAAAAAGAAGAAGAGUACGACAGCUUAUCAGGUGUUCUGUAAAGAGUACAGGGUCAAUAUAAAUGCAGAACAGCCUGGACUUGUGUUUGGGGAGCUCAGCAAGAAGCUUGCAGAGGUUUGGAAGCAUCUACCUGAAAAAGACAAGCAGGUGUGGAAGCAAAAAGCUCAGUAUCUGCAGCACAAGCAGAUUAAAGCUGAGGCCACAACCAUCAAACAGAAGAUUUCCUCAUCAGAGAACAAAAUCAAGAGUUCUACUAAGGUUGUGGGUGUUGGGGCAGCUUUGACCACUCAAAGUCGCUCUUCUUUGAGCAUCCGGGUACCAGAGGUUGACCCCAUAGAUGCGGCUGCCCAUCUGCAGCUCCUUGGGGAAUCCUUAUCUCUUAUUGGACACAGGCUACAAGAGACAGAGGGAAUGGUAGCUGUGUCUGGUAGUCUCUCUGUCCUGCUAGACUCCAUUUUGUGUGCUCUUGGUCCAUUAACCUGCCUCACUGCUCAGGUCCCACAGCUGAAUGGCUGUCCCCGCAGCGUCUUGUCAAGCACGCUGGACAACAUAGCAUACAUCAUGCCAGGACUAUGAGACUGGAGAACAGAUGAUUUUAUUCCAAUUGCACUUCAUAAGAAACAGGACUUCGAAAACAACCUCAUUUUAGGAGCAUGAAACAAAACGACAAUGGACAAUUUUUGACAGUUUAUUUUUGUGAACAAUGCACCAAUCAGGUCUGGGACAAAAGCAUUGGACAUUUGUAGACAUAGAACUGUUUUUAAAUCUUAAAAUGUUUAAUAUUUUUAAAACUGUAAUUCUUUAAUAUUUUUUAAAAAUGGAUCUUAUUCUAGGGAACAAGUCUAUGUCAGGUUAUUUGAUUCCAUUAUUUUCGUAUUUUAGAGUGUGCCAGUGAGCGUAUGUAUGUGUGGAUGUUUGUGUGUUGUAUGAAAGUUGGCACACUUUUAUGUAAAGAGUUAUUUAUUUUUAUGCAGAUGUGUACAGUUUUAUGUUUUUUCUUUCUUUUUUUUAAAGGUUAAAUUAAUAGAAGCAAACUAAUUUUGCUGCAGUAGUCAUUUUACUGCCAAUGAUUUUAUACUUGUGAAAUGUAAUAUGUUAUAAUUUGUUUAUAGUAAAGUCAUGUAUGAAAUAA